Laccaria bicolor S238N-H82 is the source of this 2073-nucleotide messenger RNA. RefSeq lists its product as uncharacterized. Gene Ontology annotation, biological process: pseudouridine synthesis. NCBI's taxonomy places the organism in Eukaryota, Fungi, Basidiomycota, Agaricomycetes, Agaricales, Hydnangiaceae. Gene Ontology annotation, cellular component: nucleus. The record is from RefSeq and is a predicted model, not a curated record. Gene Ontology annotation, molecular function: pseudouridine synthase activity; RNA binding. The transcript is spliced from 10 exons. Bases 1 to 2073 code for a protein of 690 amino acids.
AUGAAUUUUUUAGAAUCCAACGUUGGAAUUUCAGAAUACAUUGGACACGGCACGUCGAAAGUUGAAGGGAUCAUAAAACAACGGUUUACUGAUUUUUUGGUAUACGAGGUCGACUUGGAUGGAAAAACUCUACGUAUCAAAUCACUUGACAAGCCUGAAUCACCUAACAAGUCCGACCCUCCCGGAGAGCCGUCGGCGACUACAGACCCAUCAUCCAAGGGUGAAGAGGCAAGGCUUGAAGAGAGCGAAACAAAGGAAAACUCAAUCCCAUGGCCGGAGCACUUUACCACCGAACUUUCAACCUUUCUCUCCGAAGGAGCCAUUCUUCAGAUCAAACAGAUGUACCUGGAAGGCCCCGAGCCUCCCAGGGUCAGUGACAGUGGUCCAUUGUUAAUUCUUUUCUCACUUUAUCCCUUCAUCCAGCCUAUCACGUCAAAAGUAACGCGAACUGCUCUUCACAAAGCUAUUCGAGAACUUUUCCUUGGCAAACUUGACAGCGAGACAGAUUCCACGGGGCCUCCAUCCGAUGAAGGCUCGCGAAUUGUCAUAAAAUGGGGUAGAAAGGGCAGUGGUCGAGGAGGGAAUGGAAGGGGUGUCGAACCUGGUGUUUACCCUCCAUACAUUCAUUUCACCCUUCAAAAAACAAAUCGCGACACCCAGGAUGCCCUGGGUCAUCUUUCUCGCCUUUUGCACGUCAGCAUCAAGGAUUUGUCGGUCGCAGGAACGAAAGACAAACGUGGCGUUACUGUUCAACGAGUUUCACUCAAGCGCAACAACAAAACAGUUGAAGAUGUUUGGAGACUUGCAAAUGGAAUCGAUAAUCGAAAACCUGCACAAGAAGUUUUAACCAAACGAGGGGAUCGAGGUGUGAGAAUAGCCGAUUUAAAUUAUCGUAAGGCUAGCUUAGAGUUGGGAAUGCUGAAAGGAAAUGCAUUUGUCAUUACCUUACGGUGCGUUGAUAUCCCUGACCGCUCCAUUCUUCACUUACAAUCAGUGGAGGCCAUGAACCAAGCCCUCGAUACGAUGAAAAACAAGGGUUUCAUCAACUACUACGGAAUGCAAAGGUUUGGGACUGCCUCCGUUCCGACCCAUUCGAUAGGAUUAGCUCUCCUGAAGUCAGAAUGGCAAAAGGCUGUUUCUAUGAUUCUGCGGAAACGACACGGAGAACAUCCAGAUGUUGCGGCAGCUAGAGAUGCAUGGUUGGUUGAUGGGGAUUUGGAUACUGCCUUGAGGCUCCUUCCGAAGCGUGUCGUGGCGGAACGGUGCCUUCUUGAAAGCUUCAAGAAACAAGGAGGGGACACAAGGAAUGCCAUGGGAGCGUUAUCAACGAUUCCACGAAAUCUUCGUUUAAUGUACAUCCAUGCAUAUCAAUCGUACGUCUGGAAUGCAAUUGUAUCGGAGCGCAUAAAAAACUAUGGGGCCGACAAACCAGUUGUCGGAGAUCUUGUUUUUGACAAGGAGGGGGAUACAGAGCAAACCGUGGAUGUAGGCCUACAGGAUGACACUCCCCUCUUCGAUGGAAUCCCGGAAGAAGUUGAUGAACCAGAUGACACAUCUCGUUCCAAGAAAUCCCGCAAACCCUACGUUCCCCCUCGGAUUAAGACCUUGACUGAAUCUGAUCUGGACAAGUAUACCAUUUUCGACGUGAUUAUGCCUCUACCGGGUACAGAUGUUGCCUACCCUGGGGGUAAACUCGGAGAACUCUACAAAGAAUUCCUGAGAAUGGAUGGACUGGAUCCAGAUAAUUUCGUCAGAAAGCAAAGGGAAUAUACAUUAAACGGUUCCUAUCGGGCGAUCAUCCACCUGCCUCGAGAAUUGUCGUGGUCUGUUCUUCGGUACACUGACCCCGAUGUUCCUCUCGCACAAUCCGACGAAGACGGACUACUUGGUUUCGAUCCACCAUCAAUAGUGGAUGACGGGAAGUUCAUGGCUCUCCAGAUCAAACUUAGCCUUGGGACGGCAGCGUAUGCCACGAUGGCAUUGCGUGAGAUAACGAAAACUGAUACAAGCUCACACAUCCAAACGAGUCUCACGCAGGCCUCUGAAGACCAAAAGUACCGCGGAACUGAUUGA